Molecule: messenger RNA, 2053 nt
Organism: Strongylocentrotus purpuratus (purple sea urchin)
Lineage: Eukaryota; Metazoa; Echinodermata; Echinoidea; Camarodonta; Strongylocentrotidae
Gene: galt
Product: galactose-1-phosphate uridylyltransferase
Exons: 11
Coding region: 115-1212 (365 amino acids)
Biological process (GO): beta-D-galactose catabolic process via UDP-galactose, Leloir pathway
Cellular component (GO): cytoplasm
Molecular function (GO): zinc ion binding; UDP-glucose:hexose-1-phosphate uridylyltransferase activity
Source: RefSeq, a predicted model, not a curated record
UCGUAAUUUGUACUGAAAACUGGAUCCUUGUCUCUCGCUGCCUACGUUGGUCGGUUUAAAUUACGUUCAAUUCAAAGUCUCACGAACGAGCCGCGACUGUUGUCAAACAUCGGUAUGGCAGCUAACGACACGAAAACCCCUUUUGAUUUUAGUGAGCAUCAGCACAUCCGAUACAAUCCCCUGAAAGGUGAAUGGGUCCUUGUCUCACCACAUCGCAUGAAGCGACCUUGGAAAGGUCAGGUCGAGAAGGCUCCAGAGCAGAACAUCCCCAGAAAUGACCCAAAGAAUCCCCUGUGUCCUGGGGCUACCAGGGCUCAUGGUGAUGUUAAUCCGGACUACCAGAGCACUUUUUUGUUUGAGAAUGACUUCCCUGCUCUCUUGCAAGAAGGGGCACCUACUCCAGGUCCGAGUGAACAUCAUCUUCUGAAGUGUGCGCCUGCUGUCGGUACAUGUCAGGUGAUGUGUUUCCAUCCUUGGUCAGAUGUCACCCUCCCUCUCAUGUCAUUGGAGGAAAUCAGGGUUGUGAUUGACAAGUGGGCGGAGCUUAUCACAGACUUUGGUGCUAAAUACAAAUGGGUUCAGAUCUUUGAAAACAAAGGAGCUGUGAUGGGAUGUUCCAAUCCUCAUCCUCAUUGUCAGAUGUGGGCAAGCAACUUCAUGCCCAACGAGCCCAGGAUGAAGGAGGUCCAUCAGAGAGAGUAUCUGAAGGAACACGGUACACCGCUGCUGCUGGAUUAUGUCAAAUUAGAAGCAGAGAAGAAGGAGAGGAUAGUAGUAGAGAAUAAAACAUGGAUUGCCGUAGUACCCUACUGGGCCACAUGGCCGUAUGAGACCAUGCUGUUACCACGACGACAUGUUCUCCGACUCCCGGACCUGACCGACGAGGAGAGAAAUGAUCUGGCUGACAUCACAAAGCAUCUCCUCAUCAAGUAUGACAAUCUCUUUGAGACCAACUUUCCUUACUCUAUGGGAUGGCAUGGUGCCCCAACUGGGGAGGAUAUGGGUAAAGACAACAGCCACUGGCAGCUCCAUGCUCUGUACUUCCCCCCUCUGUUACGAUCAGCCACAGUCAAGAAGUUCAUGGUGGGAUACGAGAUGUUAGCCCUAGCACAGAGGGAUCUCACAGCCGAGCAGGCAGCUGAGAAGUUACGAGCUCUUCCCGAUGUCCAUUACAAGCUAAAGGACAAACCAGUCAACAACUCUGACCAAUGAAAGAAGCCAAAGGAAUUUGUGUCCACAUUAUAAUGUCAGCCGGCGGGUAUCUUUCAUAUAUGGUAUUACAAUACAGCUGCAGUAUUCAAGAUGUACAACUAACUAUCUUGUUAUUGUUUUCAAUUGCAUUUGCAAAUGACACUACAAGAAAAUGUAUACAUUAAUCACAUUGGAAAUAAUGUAUGUAUCAAAGGUGUAUAACAUUGAACAAAUUUCUUUGGUUGAUUUUGAUGAAACAAGUUGUAAUUUGAUGUAUUACUGAAAUCAUUGUGUUUGAUUUACUUAUCAUAAAUUUCUUAUGAAAUUGUAAAAAGUUUUAUUUUCAUAAAAAGAGGUAAAGAGGCUGUUCUCAGUCUUACACUUGCUGACUUUAAGUGAGUGUAACAUAUAUUGAUGUGAUGUACGAGGACAUUAACUGCACUAACGAUGGUUUUGUGCAACAGGCCUCUGGACUUUUUGCUCGUGAAUCUGGGUGCAAGAUGAGCAACUACAGUGAAGUUGAGAAGGAGGAAGAGGAAGAUAAGGAGGAUAAUUAUGAUGAUGAUGAUGAUGAUGAUGAUGAUGGUGGUGGUGGUGAGUGCAUACAAUUAUGCGAUUGCUUUAAGAAAUUAUCAUGUUGUACCACUACCAAUAUUCUAUGAUUACCUUAAAUUUACCUUAAAUUUACCUUAAAUUUACCUUAAAUUUACCUUAAAUUUACCUUAAAUUUACCUUAAAUUUACAUCGUCCAUUUGCAAUAUGAGUAAUGCUGCAAUGAUAAGUAUUUUGUGAAGAAAAGCGUAAUGGAAAUGUACUAAAUUGGAUGUCUUUGAAAUGAAUAUCUCUUCAUAUAUACUGGUGG